GAGAGCACCUCCGGUAUGUCAACAGUGGGGCAGCAGCAGGAUGGAGUAACGCACCGCAGCAUCACCUCCUCAGUACCUGCGCGGAACCCCUCGCACCUCGGCUCGGCUCGGUUCGGCUCGGCUCGGCUCGGUUCUCUGUGGAUCUCUGCGCCGGUCGUCCAUCGUCACGUCCAAAAGUCGGAGGGCAGCGAAGCGGAGGCGGCAAUGAACCGCGCCGCGCGUCCCGAGAGCCCCGCUCGGAGCCCCGGCUGCGGGAGGCAGGAGCGGCGGGGCGGCCAGCCGCGCGGACCGGAUGCCGCUCAGCGCGGAGUGUGCCCCGGGACCGGGGACGGAGCCACCGGGUCGGGCCCCUCAGCCCGCCGCCGCCACCACAAGCGGCACUUGGAGGGGGUCCUGAAGAAAUACACCAACCUGCUCCAGGGCUGGCAGAGCAGAUAUUUUGUACUGGACCCAGAGGUCGGCCAGCUCCAGUAUUACCUCAAUGAACUGAGUAAAAGCAAACAGCCCCCCCGGGGGUCUCUGCCUCUCCUCGGGGCAACGGUGAUCUCCAGCAACGAGUUUCCCUUCAUGUUCACAGUUCAGUCCGCUAUCGGGGAUUUCUACAAACUCAGAGCACUGGACGCCCGGCAACAAGAGUUAUGGAUGACUCAGCUUCAGCUGUGUUCCCGACGCCACUCUGACAGCAGCGCCCAGGCGAUGACCCAGACUGAAGGGCAGCAGAACCUCGUCAACUCGAUUGAGUCCCUCGCCCCCCAAGGUGGACCCCUGUCUUCUCUGGACGAGGAUCUUCUCCUUUUGAAGGCGGCUUCUGCAGCCACUCUGAGCUGCCUGGGGGAGUGCCUCAGCAUGCUGCAGCACAACGUCGUCCAGGCGCUCAACCAGAACCAGAACCAGAACCAGAACCAGAACCACGUCCCUUGUCCCAGCCUCUGCCAUGGCUCAGCGCCCAAGGAGAGAGUUCAGUCGUGGAGUCAGCAGCACUGCAGCUCCGGUGGGAUCCAGCAGCAAGCGCCUGGUGGCCUCAGCUCCAGAAGCCAAAGCCCGACUCACAGCAGCUUCGGGAGAAGACAAGGAAGUGGCCACAACCACGUCCAGAGCCAGAGUCAUGCAGACAAUUCCACUGGAUUGUCCAGACCUUCCUCUGAGAACCAGGUGAACGACGGCGCACAAACACCUCUGUCCUCCACCACCGGGCCCGAGGACCCAAACCUCCCCCAAGAGCCAGUGUCUGCUCCCUCACCUCGAUGUCCGUCCCUCCGGACUCCAACCAAGUUGUCGGUAGUUGAAUGGCAGCCAAACAACGUAAAGAUAUGCAACCCAGACGCCAUAGAUCCCAACGACGAAACCACAGACACAGAAGAUGAGGAGGAGGAGGAGGAGCUGGGAGUUCUGGAUGAUCAGCGAAGCGUCAUCAUCCAUCUGUUGUCCCAGCUCAAACUUGGCAUGGAUCUGACGAGGGUGGUGCUGCCUACCUUCAUCUUGGAGAAGCGCUCCCUGCUGGAGAUGUACGCCAACUUCAUGGCUCACCCUGACAUGUUCCUCUCAAUCACCUCCGGCCGCACAGCAGAGGAGCGCAUCGUGCGCUUUGUCGAGUACUACCUGACCGCCUUCCACGGGGGCCGGAGGGGCGCGGUGGCCAAGAAGCCCUACAACCCCAUCCUGGGUGAGAACUUCCACUGUUCUUGGUACGUGCCUCGGGACAGCGUUCGACCUCUCAGGACCACAAACUGCACUGGUCCCAUUUCAGCCCCCACGGCCCCCUCGAACAUUCCCAGGUCUUCACAGAGGGGAACAGAUUGCGGCGGCGGCGGCGGCGGCGGCAGCAGAGCAACUUCCGACUGCUACUGUGUUCGCUUCGUGGCGGAGCAGGUGUCCCACCACCCGCCAGUGUCAGGCUUCUACUGCGAGUGCAAGGAGAAGAAAAUCUGUGUGAACACACAUGUCUGGACCAAGAGCAAGUUCCUGGGCAUGUCGGUUGGAGUCUCCAUGGUCGGGGAAGGUGUUCUGUACUUGUUGGAGCAUGACGAGGAGUACGUGUUCACACUUCCGUGCGCCUACGCCCGCUCCAUCCUGACCGUGCCAUGGGUGGAACUUGGGGGGAAAGUCACCAUCAGCUGUGCCAAGAGCGGCUACUCUGCCGCGGUAACCUUCCACACCAAACCCUUCUAUGGAGGAAAAGUACACAGAGUCACGGCAGAGGUGAGGCACGACCACACGGGAAACCUUGUGUGUAAGGCGCAGGGGGAGUGGAACGGCAUCCUGGAGUUCACCUACAGUAACGGGGAGAACAAGGUGAUCGAUACGUCCAGGCUGCCGAUCGCAAAGAAGAGAAUCCGGCCGCUGGAGAAGCAGGGACAGUACGAGUCAAGGCAUCUUUGGCAGCAUGUGACAACAUCGCUGAAGGCCGGAUAUAUGGACUCGGCCACAGAACACAAACACUGCCUGGAGGAGAGGCAGCGCAGCGAGUGCAAACAGAGAGCCUCCAGCAAAACGCCCUGGAAACCCAAGUACUUUGUUAACGAGGGUGAGGGCUGGGUGUACCACAACCCUCUCUGGAAAGCUCACUGACCAGUGGUCUGCAGGACGAUCGGGGGCUGAGGAGGAGAGAGACAGAGAUGAAAACUCUCUCUGUGCCCCGACAAGAGAUGCCAAAGACGUCCAGUACGAAACGGACAACCUAACCGUCCCGUCCCAGCGGUGGGGUGAGACCGGUCUCACUGGCAACAGCCACUUUUGAUAUUAACAGAUAUUCAGACACAAACUGUACCUGAGUUCAAUGACAGAGUGAGAUCAUUACAAACCACCACUAUAAACAGCUACUGCCCUUCUCACCAAUUAGUUGUUCGCACAAUGUACUUAACAAGUGUUUUGUCACAACUGUUUUGCACAAUUAACUGUAAACUAUAUAUCUAUAAUAUAUAUAUAUAUAUAUAUCGAUGAGCCAGAACAUUUGAUAAAUAUAGUUAUUGUGUUGGAUGUGGGAGAAAUGUGCAAAUGUAAAGACCUGAGCCACCAGAUGAGACCGGGCCGGACAAUCUUGUGAAGUGCUGCUGGUCAGCAGUGAUCAGAGGAGGCUCACAACCCGCUGGACUCAAAGGUGACAUAUAAUGCAAAAAAGUCACUUCUUCAGUAUUUGUGCACAUUAAUGUGUGUAUCUGUGGAGCUUGUCGGCCCACAAACUCUGGGCACAGACCACCCUGUAGUUUUUUUGUGAGCUGGCUAAACCCUCCAGCCUGGCUCUGAACGACUUUCUUUCAGAUUUCUCUCCCACUGUGAUGUCACAGUUGGACUCUUUUGGGGUUUGUAGCCCCGCCUGCAAU
Messenger RNA from Scophthalmus maximus (turbot), 3320 nucleotides. RefSeq names its product oxysterol-binding protein-related protein 10-like. Lineage: Eukaryota; Metazoa; Chordata; Actinopteri; Pleuronectiformes; Scophthalmidae. The transcript is spliced from 13 exons. The record is from RefSeq and is a predicted model, not a curated record. Gene Ontology annotation, molecular function: cholesterol binding. Bases 16 to 2568 code for a protein of 850 amino acids. Gene Ontology annotation, cellular component: intracellular membrane-bounded organelle; membrane; cytosol.